AUGGCUGCUCAAAACCAUAUCCAAAUUACCAUCCCUAAAGAACAGGACAACCAGAACCAAGCCCCUGAAGAGGAUUUUGACUACCCCCAAAAGGCACAAUGGCUUCGAGCUGCUGUGUUAGGAGCCAAUGAUGGAUUGGUUUCAACUGCGUGUUUGAUGAUGGGUGUUGGCGCUGUUCAAAAGGAUGUCAACGCCAUGAUCCUUACCGGCUUUGCAUGGUUGUUUGUAGGUGCUUGUAGCAUGGCCAUAGAAGAGUUUUUGUCUGUGUACUCUCAUGUAGAGAAAGAAGAAGAUGAAGGACUAGCAAGUCCAUUUCUGGCAGCCAUAGCCUCAGCUGUUGCAUUCUCAUUGGGGGGCAUAAUACCAAUUCUUGCUGCUGGAUUCUUAUCUAACGAUAAGCUGAGGCUAGUUGUGAUUGUGGUUGCAGUGUCUUGGGCAUUAUUAGCAUUUGGAUGAAUUGGUGCUUUUUUGGGCAGCAGUCCUAUGGUGAAAUCUUGUGCAAGAGUUUUAAUUGGUGGAUGGAUGGCUAUGGCCAUUACCUUUUGGCUGACCAAACCGAUAGGCUCUACUGGCGUGGGGAUGUGUUAG
Molecule: messenger RNA, 588 nt
Organism: Solanum dulcamara
Lineage: Eukaryota; Viridiplantae; Streptophyta; Magnoliopsida; Solanales; Solanaceae
Product: vacuolar iron transporter homolog 4-like
Biological process (GO): intracellular manganese ion homeostasis
Cellular component (GO): membrane
Molecular function (GO): iron ion transmembrane transporter activity; manganese ion transmembrane transporter activity
Source: RefSeq, a predicted model, not a curated record